Messenger RNA from Ceraceosorus guamensis, 1427 nucleotides. Its product is annotated as MFS general substrate transporter. The annotation marks the transcript as partial. The transcript is spliced from 3 exons. Gene Ontology annotation, cellular component: membrane. The record is from RefSeq and is a predicted model, not a curated record. Gene Ontology annotation, molecular function: myo-inositol:proton symporter activity. Gene Ontology annotation, biological process: transmembrane transport. NCBI's taxonomy places the organism in Eukaryota, Fungi, Basidiomycota, Exobasidiomycetes, Ceraceosorales, Ceraceosoraceae.
AUUCAAUCAACUUCAUCAGCUUUUGAAUUCCUACUCUUGGGGGGGGGCCUCUCGACUCGACACUUGAAGUCUUGACUUGCGCAACUUUUCCUCGACUCGGGUCUGAGCGAAGGAUCGAGUGGACUCUCAUCCUACGCCCUAUCAAUCAAGAGUGCCGCAAGACUGCGCUCCGCAUUAAUCAUUCUCAUCAUCGACAAGCUGAGGUCUGUCGGUAGCGCAUCGACGGCAUUGUGACGAUGGAGAGGGGGUCCCCUUGAGGAUACAAGGUUGUCGAUCAUCUGAUUCAGAUUCACCUUGAAUACGCAGCAGGAUCGAACACACUACGACGAUUGGAGCACAGCUUCGAGUGCACGCCCAUCAUCGUGACAGCCGCAAGCCCCAUCGUUCCUGCUCAACAGCGUACUCGAAACGCACUGCAUGUCGCGCUACCCACCACGUUCAACCCGGCCCACCUCAACUCCACGACACUCGCCCAUCCACACGCACGCGCCGACGCCGACGCCGACGCCGUUGCAUCUCAGCAUGUCCACCACCUUCUCACGACCCUACCUCUCCCGUCUGAUCCUAGUAACAACGUUGGGCGGGCUGCUCUUCGGACUGGACACCGGUAUAGCUUCCGGCAUGCUGGUCAGUCUCAAAUCGGAUUUGGGGGGAGAGGCAUUGAGCAGCACGCAACAGGGAAUCUUUGUGGGUGGUACCACGGCUGGUGCGAUUGGCGGAAGCGCUGCUUCCACUUAUGUGGCGGAGAGGUGGGGAAGGAAAAAGGCCAUGUUGAUCUCCUCCAUCUUUUUCCUCUUGGGAUCCAUCGAACAAUCGGCCUCUCAAGUGUUCAGGGAACUCGUGCUGGGACGCGUGCUUGUGGGGCUGGGAGUGGGCAUGGCUAGCAUGGUCAUCCCCAUCUACCUUGCCGAGUGCGCGCCAUCCGAUCUUCGAGGCAGAAUAGUAGGCAGCAAUAGUGCGCUCGUCACUGGUGGACAAGUGACGGCAUACGCCAUCUCUGCUGCUUUCUAUCACCUGCCUCACUCAUGGCGCUGGAUGGUGCUUACAGGAGCUCCGCCAGCUUUAGCUCAACUCGUAGGUCUGUGGGCCCUGGACGAAUCGCCGCGCUGGUUGCUCCACAAGGGCAAACAUGCUCAAGCUCGAAGAGCUUUGGCACGCAUGUACCCUUCAGCAAAUGAUGAUCAGAUCGAGGAGCAUUUGAGAGCUUUUGAGCUUUCAUCGUCGUCAUCCGAGCAAGAGCAGGAUGAGAGGCGUACGGGAGUGGAAGGAGGAGAAGGUAUCGCGGCGCUUGUUGGGAGGAGCAGCCCAGGCGGCAAGGAUGGCGCGCAGGGAAUUCGCCAACUCUUGGCGGAUCGUUCGGCUAGGAAAGCUCUGCUGUUGGCUUGCGGUCUACAAGCUUCUCAACAGCUGGUCGGGGCCAAUUCCAU